Molecule: messenger RNA, 2482 nt
Organism: Asparagus officinalis (garden asparagus)
Lineage: Eukaryota; Viridiplantae; Streptophyta; Magnoliopsida; Asparagales; Asparagaceae
Product: long-chain-alcohol oxidase FAO4A-like
Molecular function (GO): long-chain-alcohol oxidase activity; flavin adenine dinucleotide binding
Source: RefSeq, a predicted model, not a curated record
CACUAGCUACUUAUACGCCACACAUUCUCUCUCCCGCUUAUACACACAAAACGCAAAGUUAAAGAGAGAGAACUAUGGACGGAUCAAAAUCUCCAAUGGUCGCAGAGAAGGCGUUGUUAGGGUCUCCGAUUGAUCUUGAGGCAGCAUUUGAUGCGAUUGGAGUUAAGCCGCGAGUACUAACGGGGUUGACUCGACGAGAGAUGGACUCACUGACAGCUUUUGCCGACACGCUCCUACCUUCUAUAAACUUUCCUGGAGGGGAUACUAAAGAAUCCACCACCACGUUCUACCAAACCUCAGCCUCUAUGCUCGGAACACCCGAAGUUGUGGGAGAGUACAUAGCCGUGAGGAUGCGACACGCGAUGCGAGGACUACUUCGCAUAGCUCUAUGGUUAUUAUCUACAUGGUAUGGGACAUUUAUCUUCUGCGGGACAAAGAGUUUAUCUUGGAAACCCCCCUUCUUUCUCAAACUCUCCGAAAUUGAUCCCCAACGUCGGGAGGAGAUCCUAGUAUCGUGGGCGACGCACUGGCUUUCGUUCUAUAGAAUGCUCUUUCGAGGCCUCAAACAAAUGGUCCUCGUCUUCUAUUUCACCCAGGUAAAUGAAAAGAAUGAGAACCCAACGUGGAAAGCAAUAGGCUACUGCGGACCCGACCCGAGCUACUCUGACCACCUCAAGUCCACCCCAGACAACCAACCACCAUCAACAACGGGACCCCUUCAACGAGCCCUAGUCUACAUGCAAUCCUCAAGGGACGCUCUCUCCUCAGCCCUCUCUCAGGCGGGCCUCUCCUUAACAACCCCACCCCACCCCAAAAAGGCCCACGAAAAGCCCACCUUAACCAUCAAAUGUGAUGCCGUCAUCGUUGGCUCUGGCUCCGGAGGCGGAGUCGUUGCUGGCGUCCUCGCGCAGGCAGGCUACAAAGUCCUCGAAAAAGGGCGCUAGAACGCCGUCGCAACAGGCUCUCACUCUUCUUGCGAAGCCGACGCGCCCUCAACAAUGUACGAAUACAACGGCCUUCUCGCCUCCGACGACACCGGCGUCGUAAUCCUGACCGCCUCCACCGUCGGCGGUGGAUCCGCGAUCAACUGGGCCGCGUCGAUCCGCACGCCAGACCACGUGAUAUCCGAGUGGCGGAACGAGUGUGGCGUUGAAUUAUUCGGCAGCGAUGCCUAUGCGCAAGCGCUCGACUGCGUGUGCGAGAGGAUGGGGGUUCAGAACGAGGUGGACGAGGACAACCUCAACAAUUCGGUGUUGCGUCGAGGAUGUCAAGAAUUGGGCUAUCCUGUCAAGAACAACGGUGUUGUACUGCCCGGUUGCACGGCCACCAAAAUCUUGUACUCCGACAUGAAACGGAAGCGAAAUGUUGCUACGGGAGUCGCGUUCGAGUAUGAAAACGGAUGGUCAGGCAAGAAAGAAACCUGCAUCGUUGAAUCGAAAGUCACUGUCGUCGCUUGCGGUGCACUCAGGACGCCUGUGCUUCUCAAAAACAGCGGGCUUAAAAACCCAAACAUAGGGAAGAAUUUGCACCUGCAUCCUGUGGUUAUGGUAUGGGGCCAUUUUCCUACCGAGAACAAGAACAGCUACGAGGGAGGAAUAAUGACGGCCAUGUCGCCUGUCGUCUACAAAUCCGCUGCAAGCGGCUACGGUGCUAUCAUCCAAACGCCGCAUCUACAUCCGGGAAUGUUCUCCGCAUUGACGCCAUGGACGUCCAGUCUUGAUUUCAAGAAUCGGAUGACAAAGUUUGCAAACACUGCGCACAUUUUCGCGCUAGCCAGAGACAAAUCCUGCGGCAGUAUCGACUCCUCAGGGUCGAUAACCUACAAAAUGAACGGGUUCGACGAAGAGAAUUUGAAAAGGGGGAUUGAGAAAAUGCUGAGGAUAGUGACGGCGGCAGGGGCGAAGGGGCGAGAGAUAGGGACUCACCAUUGCAAAGGGGAUAGGCUUGAUGUGAAGAGAGCAAGCUCGCAUGAGUUCGAGAAGUUCGUGAAGAAGGUGGGCGAUAGAGGGCUUAGGGAUUUUUCGACGCCGAUAUGCUCGGCGCAUCAGAUGGGGAGCUGUAGAAUGGGGGUGAGUCCAGCGACGUCUGCGGUGAGCCAGAGCGGGGAGACGUGGGAGGUGGAGGGGUUGUACGUGGCAGAUGCAAGCGUGUUUCCAACGGCUCUUGGAGUGAAUCCGAUGGUGACGGUGCAGGCUAUUGCUUACUGUACGGCGCAGAGGAUUGUAGAGGAGCUCAGAAGGAAGAUUAGGAGGAAGGAGAACAAGGGAAAUAAGAAUUGAAGCCGAGGUAUGAGGAAAUCGAGUAAUCGUUGAUGAUUUACGAUAAGAUAUAUAUACCGUCGUAUGUGCAAGAAGCGUAGGAUCUCUGCUUUAUCUUUAUCUUGUAUCGUUAAAAUAAUCAUAUCUUGUGUUCCCUAAUUGUAGCGGUUUUCUUUGCUGUUUGCUUGUCAUAUUAUAAGUUGCUGGAUUCAGAUAUUGUUGAA